GCCUGCCUUACUGGAGAAAGCUUAUGCCAAGGUGUGCGGCUCCUAUGCUGACAUGCAUGCUGGUUGUGUAUCUGAGGCUCUGCUGGACUUCACCGGUGGCAUCCAUGUGUACUUCAAACUGAAACAAACUUCCACUGAUUUGUGGAGCCUGAUGGACCGUGCAGCCAAAGCAAAGGCCCUUAUGGGCUGCAGCACUUCUCGUGGGGAUACAUCUGCAAACACAGUAUUACCCAAUGGCAUCGUUCAAGGCCAUGCAUAUACAGUGACAGGGGUUUUCAAGGUAACAUCCCAAGGAGAACCAGUAAAGCUGGUGAGAGUGUUGAACCCUUGGGGAAAAGGCGAGUGGUCCGGUGCCUGGAGUGACAAGUCAUUAUUGUGGAACAAUGUGAGUGAAAGUGACCAAUCCAAUUGUCGUUCUUCGGCCAUUGAUGGGGAGUUCUGGAUGUCAAUGGAGGACUUCACUGAAAACUUCAGGGACAUUGAUAUUUGCUGCCUUAGUCCUGAUUUUCUGAACAGUUCCUCUAAAUACAGCUGGACUUCCACAUGCUAUUAUGGCAGCUGGGAUGCUGGAACUACAGCUGGUGGCCGCCCCUGUAAUAAAGAGACUUUCUGGACAAACCCUCAGUUUCGGAUUAGGAUUGAGGUUCUUGAUGAGGAAUGUGCUAGAGGCCAGUGUCCUGAAAACAUACUGGUGUCCCUCAUGCAGAAACAUGAAAACAGAUACAGAAGUCUUGUUUCUAACUACUCCAUCGGCUUCAGUGUUUUUGCGAUACCACCAGAGAUGAAAGAUGAGAAGUUCCCAGCCAAGUUCUUCUAUAAUAAACGUCAUGUGGAAGCUAGUGAGAAAUUUACCAAAGCAAGACAUGUGAUGAAUUUAUUCAAGCUUGAACCAGGAGAGUAUCUCAUUGUACCAUCCACUCUAAAUCCUAAUGAGUGUGCAAAAUUCAUGCUGUCCAUCUUCUUAAAGAGUGGAUCCCUUAAGAGAAAUUAAGGAAUCAUUAAGGAACAAUCAGUGGGACACCAGUUGAAUGGAAAGACACCAGUGCAUUGAUUUUAUAUUAGUUAUUUUAUUUUCAUCACAUUAUUGCAAAACCUUAGUGAAAAAAUUUUUUGCUUUCAGUCCCUGAUCAUGUAAUUUUACAUGAAUAUAUAGACAUUGCACUUCAUGUCUGUUUUACAAAUGGGGUUUCUCAAAAUCAUUGUUUAAUGCAUAGGUCUAAAUAGAAUGUUGUGCAUACACACACUAUGCUUCAGAAUUCCAGGUUUAGAGGAAUACACCAAUGUUUUAUAAUUUUUGUCAUUUGAAACUAACAGCUUGAGUUUGUAUUCAUGUGU
Molecule: messenger RNA, 1335 nt
Organism: Sinocyclocheilus rhinocerous
Lineage: Eukaryota; Metazoa; Chordata; Actinopteri; Cypriniformes; Cyprinidae
Product: calpain-1 catalytic subunit-like
Exons: 9
Coding region: 53-991 (312 amino acids)
Biological process (GO): proteolysis
Cellular component (GO): cytoplasm
Molecular function (GO): calcium-dependent cysteine-type endopeptidase activity
Source: RefSeq, a predicted model, not a curated record